This is a messenger RNA of Pieris macdunnoughi, 3144 nucleotides long. The record is from the annotation of a GenBank genome assembly. NCBI's taxonomy places the organism in Eukaryota, Metazoa, Arthropoda, Insecta, Lepidoptera, Pieridae.
AUGGCUAACAGCAACACCGUAUCGUCGACCUUACCGUCGAGGGACUACCAUUGCAAGGUUUGCGACCUUUAUUUGGACACUGUUGAUUCUUUAGAAGUGCAUUUACAAUAUCACAAAGAAAAUUUAUAUGUAAAAUGGGGUACGCAAAACUCGCAAAAUGAUGCUGAAAACAACAACGGUACAAAAAUAAAGAACGAGACUACAGUUUCAGCUCCAGCAGAUUCGAGCGACAAUAUGAUUACUAAACCUAGUCCUGAGUUUCAACAAAGAGCUACGCCGGAGACUUCUACACAAUUUCCUCACCCGGCUACACCACAGAGCUACCACAGUGCACCAUCGCCGUACCAGAAUCCUGAUCAAACUACAUUUUCUCCUGGAGCGCAAUAUGGUAACAACUAUUCACAUUCAAGUUUUUCACAAAAUCAGCAUUCCGAGCAAAUAAACUGGGAACAAUCCCAAUAUAAUCAAGACUAUCAACAAAAGUCGAAUCGCUUCCAUCCUUAUAAUAUUCAAGAUCGUGUUUCGCAAGUAUCAUCAUCAAGCCCUUUGUAUGGUCAGCCACUAAAUCAACCAACUCCAUCUCCGUCGCCUAAUCAGUGUGAUAAAUGUGGCUAUGUAUGUGAUUCUGCUGUUCAACUCAAUGAGCAUUGCAAUUCGGCUCAUGCUGGUUCAAGUGCGACAAAUGCAACAAACACAAUCGCAUUUCAACAAUUUCCGGGAAAGCAAUUUAAUAAUUCGAACUACCAAAAUGACAACAUCAAAGUGAAAGAAGAACAUGAAGAGUCCUCGGAUAUACUAGAUUUAGAUUCUCAAAAGGUUGUAUACCAAGGAAAUGAAGGUGAGGCACAAAAUAGCCAAUACGAAGAAACACCAGCACAAGGAAGAGAAGUUAACACAAGAACUGUUCCUAUGAUGCCAUGGGAAACACAAAAGCUUUAUAAUAAUCCUCAAAUAAAUGGUGAUGUUUCACUUUUCAAAGAUCAAAAAAUGUUUCAAGAACAAAAAACAUAUCCGUCAGAUGUAAAAAUAUUUCAUCCCGAACAAAAGUUUGCAUACUCACAAGACAAAUUUUUGCCAGUACAUCACGAUCAGAAUCAAUUUAUGCACGUUGGUCAAAAAAUAUACUCUGGUGUACAAAUGCCACCAUUAACGGACUGCGUGGGUGUUGUAGCAUCUUCCAAUUCUGACAUGAAACCUCCAUACAGGCCUUAUGAUUCACCUAGUGCUCCGCAAAUUACCAGCACACAGCCUGCGAAUCCUACGUCAUCAGCAUUACCAUCAAUUGGUGGAAAAGGAGCUAACUGGAAAUCGAAUGAAGCCAGAAGACCCAAAACGUACAACUGUACAGCUUGCAAUAAGUGGUUUACUAGUUCAGGUCAUUUGAAAAGACAUUACAACACAACCUUACACAAAAAUGCUGUGAGGUCUUCAGGGCAACCAGAUCCAGCUACAAUGCCAAUAUCCAGUCACCAUCAUCCUACGCGUGAGUCGUUAGCUCGCGCGCAACAACAGAGCGCAGACUCCAACACUCAAAGCCCAGUCCCCUCUGACGACAGCCGAGGCGUCGACGACGGUGCUCUGCAGUCCCCCUACGCAUCACAAAGCUUCGAACGCUCUCACAGAGUUGCUGGUAUGCAGUCCAAGCCGCCGUACACGCAUCUUCAACAGGGUAACUUAGAUAAUAAUUUCAGUAAUAAUUCAUUAGUUAACCAUCCUUUACAGCAUCAAGUAGGGUCACAUCCCAUGAAUAUAGGUAAUCAGCCUCCCGGAAUAGGCAAUCCAAAUGAUAAUCAGGGUUCUAAGGCUCAAUCAAUUACCUCUAGCGCGAAUCCCCCAAACGGGGAAGCAGGUCCCUCUGUUUCUCAAAAUCAUCAUAUGAGGGGCCUGCUAUCAGUAUCAACCAGCAAUAUUUCAGCUCCAGUGCUAACCCAGAGUACACCAGCGCUUACGGCACACACGCUACCGCCGUUCAGUCAUUUGGGUGUCAACCCUUACAAUCCGAGGUCUACGGAUCCUUUGGGGCCUUCGGUUCCGGACCCCACGCACACCCCAUUAUAUUUGGGUCAGAAUUUUCAACAGACUAUAGCACCGAAUUACCCAAACGGGAUGGCCCCCCACGUUAUGGAUAUGGCUAUCAACAAUCUGCCUAUAGCCAAUCCGGCUACUUUUGGUGAACAACCAGAAGAAGUCGAAGUUAUGGAACAAGAAACGUCGACUCAGCCAGCUGGUGGACGCUUACCAAGCUUCUCUCAGCUACAAACGCAGAGCUUCAGCGUUUACGUUUCUAACUAUGUCACAACACCUAACGUGGGGGGUCAAGUUAUCGCCGACGAUUCCACCGCCGGUUACAUAAUUGUUGAUCCAGUACAGUCUCCUAUGCAAUAUAACAGUAUUGAUUUAAAUGGCCAUAACGUAGAGUAUGAAUACACAUAUUCACCUAAAGCUAUUAAAGAAACUAUGGUCACUUACAACACGGAUAAUAUUAAAUUAUAUCCUUAUGGGUAUGCUGUAGGUGGAAAAACAAUCAAAAGAGACGAUGAGACAGUGAGAGACUCAAGUGAACUUCAGAUACUGAAAAUCGAGGACAUAAUGGAUUACGCAAACAAAGAGAAUUAUCGUACUCAGAUGAAGUCUCCGGCCAGUCCUGAAAGCGCAAAAGCUGAUAACGACAGUCACGGCUCGCCAUCUAUUUCAUCAACUGUACCCAGUACACCUUUGUCUGAAAGAAAUCAGCUAAAGAAAAGUGUACCUACUACUAUUCACAAGUGUUUCGAAUGCGAUAAGUUAUUUAAUAAAGCAUGUUAUCUGACACAACACAAUAAAACUUUUCACUCGGGAGCUAAGCCAUUUAAGUGCGACCGCUGCGGUAAACGCUUUUCAGACGAUGUUUCAUACGAAGGCCACUACUUAAAACAUGCCGACAAUAAGCCAUUCAAAUGCAAUGAGUGCCCGAAAUCGUUUAACCACAAGACAGACUUACGUCGUCAUAUGUGCUUGCAUUCAGGCUGUAAGCCAUUCGCAUGUGACCACUGUGGCAAAGGCUUCAUACGUAAAGAUCACAUGAUUAAGCAUUUUGAUACACACAUGAAAAAGAGUUUACGUUCUUCAUCUUCGUCUAUCUCCUCGACAUCUCCAUCUUCUUGA